AUGGGGGUCGUCACUCUCCUGUUGUUGUCCGCUCUACUCUCGAGUCUGGCCUCGAUCGGCUAUGUGAUCCGAAACCUAUGGUUUCACCCGCUAGCCCAAUAUCCAGGGCCGCUUCUAUGGAGGGCCUUCCGGCUCCCCUUCCUGCUGGCGAUGAUGCAAGGGGAACUGCCGCAUCGCAUUCGGCGCUUGCACGAGCAAUACGGGAACGUGGUCCGCGUGGCGCCCGAUGAAUUGUCCUUUAUCGACGCCGCGGCCUGGCGCGACAUCUACACUCGAGGCCGGGACUUCGUGCGCCCCGACGAGUACAAAGACCAGCCGCCGGGCAAGACGGCAGCAAACCUGAUCGCCUGUUCCGAGACCAAGCACGCGCAGUUCCGUCGGAUCCUGGCGCCCGGGUUCUCGGAGCGAUAUGCCGCGGAGCAGGAGCCGUUCGUCCAGUCGUACAUCGACCGGCUCUUCGCGAAGCUGGACGAGCGCUCCGAUGUCGAUGUCGUGGAGUGGAUUAACUACCUUGCGUUUGAUAUCAUUGGUGACCUCACCUGGGGUUCCUCGUUUGGAUGUCUAGACGGACUCACGUACCACCCGUGGAUUCAGACCGUCAGCCAGUUCAAGGCGGCUAUUAUCGUGGGCGGGCUGAAGUUCUACCCAGCGGUGUAUUCGUUCCUCAUGGCCAUUACCCCGGCCUCGGCGUUGAACGAGGUCAUGGAGAUGUGGAAGGUCACGGAGCAACAGGUCCGCAAGCGCGUCGCGAGCGGAGUGACCCGACCUGAUCUGGUCGGCACGAUGCUUCAGAGUAGCAAGGCGACCGAGGGCGAGACUAUGACCCCGGAAGAGAUGGAGGUCAAUGCGAUGAUGAUCGUAGCGGCCGGUAGCGAGUCUAUCACCACUGUUAUAACAGGUGUGAUCAACCAUCUGCUCCGAGACCCAAAGACGCAUCAGACUCUCGUGGACAUCCUUCGAAGUACAUUUACCUCUGAGAAAGAAAUCACUGCCUCAUCGCUCAAGAACAUCCCUUAUCUCAAUGGGGUCCUCAACGAGGGAAUGAGACUCUGCCCGACCAUCCCGGACUCCAUGCGCCGAAGAGUUCCUGCCGCCGGAGCCACCAUCGCAGGCCGGUUCGUUUCCGGAGGCAUGGUUGUUUCUGUUCCACCCUGGGCGACAUACCGCUCAUCUCGCAAUUUCACUCGCCCUAAUGAGUUUGCCCCGGAACGGUGGCUGGAUGGUGGCACUCGGAGCGACGAGUUCCAGGGUGACGUGAAAGCGGCCUUCAAUCCUUUCUCGCUGGGUCCGCAUAACUGUCCUGGACAGAACCUGGCAUGGCUGGAGCUACGGCUGAUUCUUGCACGGUUGCUCUGGAGGUAUGAUCUCUCCACGCCACCGGCGACGGAACUUCCUGAGUGGGAGUCCCAGGGGAUCUGGUGGUUCUGGGAUAAGAAGCCGGCCAUGGUGCGCUUCCAGCGGAUCAAGUAG
This is a messenger RNA of Aspergillus affinis, 1470 nucleotides long. Its product is annotated as cytochrome P450. Bases 1 to 1470 code for a protein of 489 amino acids. The record is from RefSeq and is a predicted model, not a curated record. The transcript is spliced from 2 exons. Gene Ontology annotation, molecular function: oxidoreductase activity, acting on paired donors, with incorporation or reduction of molecular oxygen; iron ion binding; monooxygenase activity. NCBI's taxonomy places the organism in Eukaryota, Fungi, Ascomycota, Eurotiomycetes, Eurotiales, Aspergillaceae.